GAGAAGAAAUGAUUGAAGGUCGGAGGGCAGAGGAUAGCUGAGCGACCAGUACAGGAGCUACUGUGUGAAGGAGCUACAGUGUCUUAUGUAUCCCUAUAUCAAGACGAAACGCAAUUUCCUGAUCAGCCACAAUCCCUGUGAGGGAGCCGCGUUAAGAUGCGCAUUCACACUGAGCUGCUGCCAGUUCUGCUCCGGAGGACGGAGCCGCUCCAGGCUCAAUUACAUGCGCAGUCCUGCCGUGAAUCACACAUCACCACGGCAACCGGCGUUCACACCGAGCCCCCGUCAGCAGCAUCAGUGGGGUCCGAGCCCAUCCACAGGAGAGCACCGAAAAACCACAAUCUGUCCGGGCAUUUUCAGGCAGCUGAGCAGCCAUGGUGAAGCUGGGCAGCAAUCUGUCUGAUAAGCUGGAGAAGCAGCCCUCUGCGGACGACGGCUUUGAUAACAUCCCCCUCAUUACACCCCUGGAGGUCAGCCAGCUCCAGCAGCCGUUCGCAGACAAGGUCAUUGUGAAGACGUCAACACAAUAUCAGCUGCAGCAGAAGAAGAAGAACAAACUGUAUGUGCCCGGUAUCAAGAAGCUGAAUAUCAACUUCUACAGUGAUGUUUCAGAUAAAGCUAAGAUCACAGGUCUCAUCCUCAUCACUUUGGCCUUUCUGACCAGCCUGCUCCUCCUGCUCAUGUACAAAGCCAUGUGGUAUGAUCAACUUACCUGCCCAGAGGGUUUCAUCCUUAAGAAGCACUGCACCCCGGCAGCUCUGGAGAUGUAUUACACAGAGCAGCAGCAGCAGCAGCAGCAGCAGCAGCAGGAGCCAGGCCUCCACGGCGGCACCAACACUGGGCUGUAUGCCGCCCUGAGCCACCUCAACCAGGUCCAGAGGACUGGGCCUGAGCUGCCACCACCCUGGUUACCAGUCAUCAGCGCCCUGAAGGAAGCUGAACUGGCCAAACAAAGCAGUGAGCCGCUGAAAGGAGUGCUUGAGGGAGAGGAGUGAAGGGGCUGAUGGAAAUGCAGGUGUUAAGAGGAGAAAGUGAUGAUGAUGAGGUAGCGUAGGUUUAUUUUUUGACUGUGCGUGUGUUGAGGAUUUUCUUUCUCCCUUCCCUCAUAUCCAUUAAACCACUUACUGGUGCUUCAAAACCUUAAAGGUGUCUGAAUAUCUACUGAAAAAUUCAAUCAGCAAAGUAAAACAGUAAAACAGUUUGCUCAACUUCAAUCCAGUUAUUAUGUUAAUAUUUAAUCCAAACUAAUACCCAACUGCAGUGGUGGUGUGUGCGUGUGCGUGUGCGUGUGCGUGUGCGUGUGCGUGCGUGUGUGUGUGUGUGUGGUGAGUUGUUGAGGUUAGAGGCAGGAAUGUUAUUAAAGUGUUGGAGAAUGUGCCUGAUUUUUACAGUGUUACUGAGUCAAGUUUAAGCCAUCUGCAUUCUGUGUGUGUAUACACACAUGUAAAUAAUGUACGCUGUAAAUGCUCUCAUGCAUAUGAGCAUGUGCUGUAUGCGUUUUUGCAUUCAUGUGCACUGUGUGUGUGUGUGUGUGUGUGUGUGUGUGUGGUGUGUGUGUGUGUGUGUGUGUGUGUGUGUGCAUACAUUUGUGUACUAGUCUGAGAAAGUUGGAGGUGAGAGGAAUGUGAGAGCGAAGUGAAGAUAACAAGUUUUUAAUGAGAUAACUGUGUUUCUCCUCAUCACUCUGUCUUAUCUCGCUGUCUGUUCAUUUAGUUUUAGAGGAGAACAUAUGAAAUCAUCAGUGCACGUGCUCACAGGUUAACAGGUUAACCAUUAAGACAAGGAACCAUAAUUGACCAUUUUAAUUUUGGCUCAAAUUAGUUGGUUCCUCAUCUUAUUAUCUCAAGACUGUAAAUUGCAGUUCUGUGUCCUCGAUUAAACCACAGACUCUCACAGCGGCUUUGGAAAGUAUCAAAAAUCUCAAACUGUAAUCUCUGAAAAAUUGAAUUAAAAAAAUCUCUGAAACUGAAAAGUUUUUUUCAUUAUGGGUUAUUGUGUGUAGAAUUAAUUGGCAAAAAAAUUAAUUAAAUCUAUUAUGAAUUUAAUCUAUAACACAAUAGUGUGCAGGAAGAAACAGGCCACUGUACAGUUCUUCAUUUGAAUACUAUGUUACAUUAUAAUGUGAGCUACUUACUGUAAUUAUAGAUAAAACUUUUAAAGAGCUUUUAAAUUAUAACUACAAAGAAUCUUAAUUUCAAUAAAACUGUAUGUGAACUGAUUGUAAAAACUGAGUUUUGUUACUAAAUGUUGUUUUUGCCUCAUGUUGCUGUAAGUAUUGUGUAAUGCGCCUGUAAAUGAACAUGUACAGGGUUAACUUAUGAUGAUCCGUAUAUGAAUGUAUGAAGUAGCUGCUCUAUUCAUGCAGUAGAUGAAGUUAGUGCUUAUAAUCUACUACCUAAAAGCUUCUAUUGUCUUCACAUGUUUCUAUUUAUUUAAUUAACAGUAAAAGUUAUUGAACAGUAUUUAUGUGUAUAUUAUUUGUUGUUCUUUCAAUGCUAAAGUUGGGUUUGUUAAGUAUGAAGAGUUCUUUUCCAAUUCAUUUAACUUUUUUUUCUUUAAAAAUGGAUGAACAAAUAUUGUUUUUCUUAAACUGUCAUUAGAAAAUUACCCACAAUCCUCCAAAACCUCCCAAUCUUAUAUUUUGUCAAAAUGAUCUGCUAUCACUCAUUUUGAGCUACCUUUUCUCUUUGUCUUUCUCGAAAACAUCACUUGUGGAGAUCUUAUUUUGGAACAAAACUCUUCAUGUGAGUAGGAUGAAGGUGAGAUCACAGCACAGCUUGUUCCUUUGGGUCCAAUGUGUCAAACAUUUACAUCAGACACCCAUCUGCUCUGAUGUCGCAGGUCCAACAGAAAUAAAUGACUGAAGUGUUGAGUUCUCUCAUUCACAA
Molecule: messenger RNA, 2888 nt
Organism: Dicentrarchus labrax (European seabass)
Lineage: Eukaryota; Metazoa; Chordata; Actinopteri; Moronidae
Gene: caly
Product: calcyon neuron-specific vesicular protein
Exons: 6
Coding region: 375-995 (206 amino acids)
Biological process (GO): clathrin coat assembly; G protein-coupled dopamine receptor signaling pathway; endosomal transport
Cellular component (GO): endosome; membrane
Molecular function (GO): clathrin light chain binding
Source: RefSeq, a predicted model, not a curated record